UGACAGCCUACGAAUUGGCCUGGAUGUGCGCACAGCAUUCAACCCCCUGGAUUGGGUGGCCAGAGAGGAUCCUGCACAAACGCUCUUAUACCCCAAUCCGGUGUAAUAUUGUUGUAGGUACCUAGUGAACAGUAGUACUUGGAUGGUGAGGCAUUCACCCGUCUUCAAUUGAUCUACCACCAUGCCGUUCAUCCAGACUGGCGGGAAGGAGCUGUACUACACCUGGAGCCAGGCAAAGACUACGGGUGAACAGCCUGGUCUGACCCUCCUCUUCCUCCACGGAUUGGGCUCAUCGAGCUCUUUCUAUGCGACCAUUAUUCCCAGGCUGCUUGAGGCAGGGUUAUCGUGCCUUGCAGUUGAUACAUACGGGAGCGGUCUGUCCAAGUUCACUGGUCAGGACCAAGACACCAGGACGAUUGCACAGGAUGCCCGACACCUGCUCUCAACGCUGGGCGUUGACCCGGGGCGCACUGUUGUUGUCGGGCACUCGAUGGGAUGCAUAGUCGCCAGCGAGUUGGCGAGUGACGGCAACUUCGCCGGCAUGGUGCUCCUGGGAGCCAUCAACCCGGAUCCAAAGUACCACGCCGCCUUUGGCAAGAGGAUCGAGACAGUGAAGGCCCAGGGCAUGGAAGCGAUGGCGAAUACCAUACCGACAGCUGCCACGGGGUCAAGAUCCAACUCGGUCCAUCACGCCUUUAUUAGGGCCCUCUUGUUGUCGCAGACAUCAGGUGGAUAUGUGUCGCUCUGCAAUGCCAUCGUUUCCGCAAGACGACCCGAUUAUGCUCGUAUCAGGUGUCCCGUACUCGUUGUAGCGGGGGAAGAAGAUAAGACGGCUAGCCUGGGUGAUGCAAAGGCGAUCAUUGCCAGCCUGGGAACCGAUCCCACAGCUGUCCAGCUGGAGAUCCUACCCGGUGUCGGGCAUUGGCAUUGUAUUGAGGGCGCGGAUGAGGUCGGGGCACUCGUAACCGAGUUCGGAAGAAGGAUAACGACAACGAUUAUACAAAAUUAAAGGUGCAUUAUUGAUUGAAACAGUACACGUAGAUGCUCCCUUGCGCCAUGAAUCUCCUACUCUGACCUGGGAGAUACUCUUAUUUCUUG
Molecule: messenger RNA, 1098 nt
Organism: Phialemonium atrogriseum
Lineage: Eukaryota; Fungi; Ascomycota; Sordariomycetes; Cephalothecales; Cephalothecaceae
Product: Alpha/Beta hydrolase protein
Exons: 4
Coding region: 182-1009 (275 amino acids)
Biological process (GO): acylglycerol catabolic process
Cellular component (GO): mitochondrion
Molecular function (GO): monoacylglycerol lipase activity
Source: RefSeq, a predicted model, not a curated record